AUGGCCAACCUGACACGUCAGCUCGGCCUCAACGACGCGCUCAUUAUCUGCAUCGAUGACUUCCGCGGGUGGCCAGGGUUCAACGAGCAGUUCCAGUUCAUCAACUUUGUCAACGGGGACGUGAUGUUGUUGUACCAGUUCAUGCAGAACGUGGUGUAUAGCAACGUGACCGAUGUGAUUUUGCCGCUCCCGUUCUCGACCGGUUCGACCCUGUCGAAUUUGUGCCAGUGGGGGGUGACCGCGGAUCUGAUCGAGGUCGAUGCGGGUCACGGGUUUAUGUCGGCUUGGUCCGAUAUUAACCGGGCCUUCCCGCUGUUGCGACCGGGCGGGGUCAUGUUCGGGUAUGACUAUUUUCGUAACGCGGAUGGGUUUGGGGUGAGGCGGGCGGUUAACUUGUUUGCCAAGAUUUAUGGGUUUAAGGUUGAAAUUGAUGGCGAACAUUGGGUGAUCCGCACCUCUUGA
This is a messenger RNA of Linum trigynum, 462 nucleotides long. NCBI's taxonomy places the organism in Eukaryota, Viridiplantae, Streptophyta, Magnoliopsida, Malpighiales, Linaceae. The record is from the annotation of a GenBank genome assembly.